Molecule: messenger RNA, 1743 nt
Organism: Penicillium alfredii
Lineage: Eukaryota; Fungi; Ascomycota; Eurotiomycetes; Eurotiales; Aspergillaceae
Product: Zn(II)2Cys6 transcription factor
Exons: 1
Coding region: 1-1743 (580 amino acids)
Biological process (GO): positive regulation of transcription by RNA polymerase II
Cellular component (GO): nucleus
Molecular function (GO): transcription cis-regulatory region binding; zinc ion binding; DNA-binding transcription factor activity, RNA polymerase II-specific
Source: RefSeq, a predicted model, not a curated record
AUGCCGCGCAGAAAGGCUGCCGACCGCACGGGUCCGGUCAAGACCCGGUCUCGCAGCGGUUGCAAAGAAUGCCGGGCGAGUCGUGUCCGGUGCGACACUAAGAAACCCGUUUGCACACGCUGCUGGGAGAAAGGAUUGUCAUGUUCUACGAAUCUCGUGCUUAAAUGGGAGUCAGAAUUCAUCAGCCGUGGGAUGGCUUUUGGGCGUGCGGGUGUGUGGAAUAAAGCCCGUCCCGGCAUCACUCAGCCUGCCUCGCGAUCCCCACCCUCCUCCCCAGCGUCUCUCUCGCCAGAUGAUGUGCGCGAGUGGUGCCCGGUGCCGACGGUUCGGCCUUGGGGCUUUAUCAACAGCGGAAUUUCGACUUUUGAACGACCAGACCAGGUGAAUGUGAGUUUGAAUGAGCCCGGCACUGUCGUUUCUGUCGUCGGGACCUCAGGCGGACCAAUAUCAAGAAGCAUGGCGGCCGAUUCACCGUGGCCUAUGUCGCAUGGACACCAUGUUCUCGAUAUGAGGGAGCUCGUGGCGGGCUUCAACCUCGCCCCCGCCCCGUCUGCCUCGCUUUUCCCGGGAAUCUCCAAGUUGGGACAUACAGAACUAUUCGAAUAUUAUCUCCAACAGGUCUGCCCUCGAACUACGCCAAGUAAGACACUAUCUUCGCCUUUUGCCUCGGUGAUCUUGCCUUUUUGUCUGUCCGCGUCUCCCACAUUGUUCAAGGCCAUCCAAGCGUUGGGCGCCUGCCACUGGUCCCGAUUCGAUCCAAGCUACAGUGCUGUUGGGCUGCGCUUUAAAUCCGAUGCCUUACGGGACCUCCGCCGCCGUUUCUCUUGCGAAGGCUCUGUGGUGUGCAGCACGGACCCCGAGCUUCUGGUCAUCAUGAUGAUGCUCUGUCUCUAUGAGAUUGUCGACAAGUGCGACCAACAGUGGACAAUCCACCUGAAGGGUGCCAAGGAACUGAUUCACUUGCGGAGGCAACAAGCGACUACGCUUUCUCAACCUUCCACGACACUAGAUCCCGUCUCCGCCUUUGCGGAACAUUUCUUUGCCUUCCAGGACGUCAUGGGCCGAACAGCCUGCGGCGAGGAGGUUUCGUUUGGAACUGACUACUGGAAGGCUGAUGAGCAACGCGUCGAUCUUUGGAUGGGAUGCAGUCCGGAGCUGGUUUCCAUCCUCUCGACCAUCACAGAAAUGAGCCGGACCCGGCGCCAGCUGACCUCGGAUGCCGCCCGCAUGGCAUUUUCUCUGCGCGCCGCUUCGCUCGAACACCAGCUUGAGGUUUUGGUUCAGGACGUCGGGGAUGGUGAUGACGAGACCCUUGCAUCUGUGGCAGAGGCUAAGCGGCUGGCGGCAGUGCUCUACCUACACUGUGCGUUAUAUGGUGCAAGCCCGGUCACCCCGUUAGUCGUGACAUACGUCCGUCAGAUCCUGCAACUCGUGUCGGACCUGCUCGACCGUGGCUCACUAGCCACCGCGACAUGGCCUGUCUUCGUGGCGGCGGUAGAGCUUGACCCAGCCCACGAUGAGAUUUGGUCGGGCCCCGAGAUCGCCUCGGGGCGGCCUAUUGUACUGCGCGCCUUAGCUGCUCUUGGUGAGUCAACCAUCUCCAACAUCGCACGCACUCGGGCAGUGAUCGUCCAGGUGUGGCAAUCCCGUGAUUUGGACUUGGUCAAAGGGUUACCCUCUAUGGAUUGCAAUGACUGGGAAUGGUACGUGGCGCCCAUUAGCACGGCGAUGAGCCUGGCAUGA